Messenger RNA from Penicillium paradoxum, 840 nucleotides. RefSeq names its product TIM-barrel enzyme family protein. NCBI's taxonomy places the organism in Eukaryota, Fungi, Ascomycota, Eurotiomycetes, Eurotiales, Aspergillaceae. The record is from RefSeq and is a predicted model, not a curated record. Gene Ontology annotation, molecular function: catalytic activity. The transcript is spliced from 2 exons. Bases 1 to 840 code for a protein of 279 amino acids.
AUGGCACCCCCAACAGACCGCAAAGAAAUCCUCAGCCGCCUACGCAGUAACAUCAAAGCCGGAAAGCCCAUCAUCGGCGCCGGAGCGGGCAUCGGACUCUCCGCCAAAUCCGUCGAGAGCGGCGGCGGCGAUCUAAUCGUCAUCUACAACAGCGGCCGCUUCCGCAUGGCAGGAUGCGGCAGUCUAGCAGGCCUAAUGCCCUACAGCAACGCGAACGACGUAGUCGUCGAAAUGGCCUCGGAAGUAAUCCCCAUUGUGCGCUCGACGCCCGUGAUAGCAGGCGUGUGCGGGACAGACCCGUUCCGGCCGAUGGGGGCGUUCCUGGCGCAGCUGCGGGGGCUGGGGUUUGCAGGUGUGCAGAAUUUCCCGACGGUCGGGCUGAUUGAUGGGCAGUUCCGGGCGAAUUUGGAGGAGACGGGGAUGGGGUUUGGGAAGGAGGUGGAGAUGAUUCGGAGAGCGGCGGAGAUGGGGCUUUUGACGACGCCUUAUGUGUUUAAUGUGGAGGAGGCGGUUGCGAUGGCGGAGGCGGGUGCGGAUGUCUUGGUUGCGCAUAUGGGGUUGACGACGUCUGGGUUGAUUGGGGCGAAGACGGGGAAGUCGCUGGAGCAGUGUGUGCAGGAUGUGCAGGCGAUUCGGGAUGCGGCGGUUCAGGUCAAUCCGGAGGUUAUUGUGCUCUGUCAUGGGGGGCCGAUUGCUGCGCCGGCGGAUGCGAGGUUUUUGUUUGAGCGGGUGAAGGGGUUGCAUGGCUUUUAUGGGGCGAGCUCGAUGGAGAGACUGCCUGUUGAGACGGCUAUUACGAACAUUACUGCUGAGUUUAAGGGGUUGAGUAUUCCUCAAUAG